Molecule: messenger RNA, 2775 nt
Organism: Pyrgilauda ruficollis (rufous-necked snowfinch)
Lineage: Eukaryota; Metazoa; Chordata; Aves; Passeriformes; Passeridae
Gene: TMCO4
Product: transmembrane and coiled-coil domains 4
Exons: 14
Coding region: 267-1820 (517 amino acids)
Source: RefSeq, a predicted model, not a curated record
CGGCGGUAGUCGGUGCUCGGUUCCCGGUGCUCGGGACUCGGCCGGGUCGGCGGCAGGUCGGGGCCGGGCCGGGCCGGGCGGGAGAGGGGCUGGGCGGGGGCAGCGCCGCGGGCUGAGGGGCGAGCGGGCGGGACCGUCCCCUCAGGCCGCUCCCUUGUUCCGGCCGCUGCUUCCCUCCCCUCAGCGUGGCCCGAAGCGCCGCUUUCCGUAAACAGGUGCUGUGUUGGAUCAGCAGAGACUUCAGACGUGAAGGACUUGUGGUGAAAAUGGCUGCGGAGAAGUGGAAAGGCUGGGCUUCGAAACAGCAGAAGGAGGCUGAGCACGGCGGGGAGAGGGAGCCGGGCGUGCUCCUGGGCCGGCAGCUGCCUGAAGCCGGGAGAUUCGCGUACGCGGCGCUUUGCGGGAUAUCCCUCGCCUGGCUGUUCCCUGAAAACGAGCAAAGCUCCUUCAGGACAGAAUUCAUCAAGGGCUUUGUGAAGUGGCUGGACCUGCCUGAUGCUGUCUUACCUGCCAUGACAGCCUUUGCUGAUGGCUUAGGAGGUGAGGGCACAGAAACUUUCACUGAAAUUUUGCUGAAGGAUCCCAUCUUGAAAGAAAAUCCACUUCUCAUUACCCAGGACCUUUUAUCGUUCUCUCUUCAAGAUGGAUCCUAUGAUGCUCGAGCCAGGGUGUUGAUCUGUCGUGUCAGCUGGCUGCUGAGAAUUCCCUUGGAAGAUCUGGAAGUCCUGGAGGAAUCUCUGCUUGAGAACCUGAAGGAACAAAAAGAGGAAGAAUCAGAAACUGCAGAAGUCUCAAGAAAAAAGAAGGAAAGAAGGAAAAAGCUGAAGAGAUACCUGCUGAUCGGUCUGGCAACUGUUGGGGGUGGAACAGUGAUUGGUCUGACAGGAGGCCUGGCUGCCCCUCUGGUUGCUGCGGGAGCUGCCACAAUCAUCGGGAGUGCUGGAGCAGCUGCUUUAGGAUCCACUGCUGGGAUUGCUGUCAUGGCAUCCCUUUUUGGAGCAGCAGGAGCUGGUCUUACUGGAUACAAAAUGAAGAAACGUGUGGGAGCCAUAGAAGAGUUUGAAUUCCUCCCACUUACGGAAGGGAAGCAGCUCCACAUCACCAUAGCAAUCACUGGAUGGCUGUGCACUGGCAAAUAUGGGAGCUUCACAGCCCCGUGGAGCAGCAUGUUGCACUCGAGUGAGCAGUACUGCCUGGCCUGGGAAUCCAAGUACUUGAUGGAGCUUGGCAACGCUUUGGAUUCCCUGCUGAAUGGCUUUGUGAACAUGAUGGCUCAAGAAGCCCUAAAAUUCACUGUCUUGUCAGGGAUUGUGACAGCCUUGACUUGGCCAGCGUCACUCCUGACUGUUGCCAGUGUCAUUGACAACCCCUGGGGAGUGUGUCUGCAUCGCUCUGCUGAAGUGGGCAAACACCUCGCACACAUCCUCCUCAGCAGACAGCAGGGCCAGAGACCUGUCACACUGAUUGGCUUCAGCCUGGGUGCCAGAGUAAUUUACUUCUGCCUGCAGGAAAUGGCUCAGGAAAAAGACUCACAAGGGAUCAUUGAAGACGUUGUCUUACUGGGAGCUCCAGUGGAAGGAGAAGCCAAGCACUGGAGAGCUCUCACCAGAGUGGUGUCAGGCAGGAUCAUAAAUGGCUUCUGCAGGGGGGACUGGCUGCUGAGCUUUGUUUACAGAACCUCCUCUGUCCAGCUCAACGUCGCAGGCCUCCAGCCAGUCGACCUGGAUGACAGGAGGAUGGUGAACAUGGACCUGUCCUCUGUGGUUUUCUUGUUGUAUUCUGUAUUUUACUCUUCUCCAUCUUCCUCUUGGAAUUGCUGAAGGUAAAUUGAGAAUAAAGUUGGCAGAGAUUUUCAGCAAUGGAUGAAUCCAGCAAAAGCCAGUGUUUACUCAGAAUUUUCAACAUUGAUCACAAAACAUAUCAAAGUUUGAUGGAAAAAACUCUUGGAAAAAACUCUUGCCUUGGUGUCAAAUUGCCUGAGGGUGUCUGAGGGGAACAUCCCUCAAUUACCACCCUAGAAGUGACAAUGACUGGAUCAAUCUGUUGUGGCUGAAAGAUGAUUGCAGGGAAAAAUUACAGUCUGGCUAAAAAAAUAUCACUGCAAUGAAAGAAGAACUUUUACCAGUCAAGUGAGUUUUGAAAUUAGAAGAAAAAUAAGAAUUGAAUGCCUUAUUCUGUCCACAAGGACUGUGAUUGUGCAAAGGGAUGAUGUGAAAGCAAAGCCUCUGAGCCUCAGCAGAAUAAGUCUUUAUUCCCUCAAUUUGGCAGAGCAGAAAUAGAAACAUUAAAGAGGAAUAAUGCAAAUGGCAUUGUCAAGAUUUCCAAAAUAAAUUCAGCUCUGUCAGUUUUUCCUCAAAUACAUUUUUUAUUGGUUUCUCAAGGAUUGCUGGUGCCCAGGAUGCACUACUGCUGCAGGUGCCAAAUUCAAUUGGUGAAUUGAAUAAAUUUUUAAAUAAAUCCAUUUAAAUUGUAGCUUCUGAAUUAUUGGAUGUAUUCACUGUCCUCACUUUGACAUUGUUUCCUGAGGAUCCAAACAGAAGAAUUUUUUUCCUAUUCCAACUACAUUCAGCACAGCCUGUGUCAAGGUAUGUUGAAUGUUUUCUGUUUCCUGAUGUGCAAUCUGCUCUGUCUCUGGUUUUCCAGCUCCUCUGCCCAGGCAGCAUCAGGGCUUUGCCAUGAGCUGUCAGAAAACUGUGGGAAAACCCAGGACAUUUUCUGCCAGGCUGAGAGGGGAUUGUUCAGCCUGGAGAAGAGAAGGCUCCAGGGAGAGCUCAG